CAAAACUAUUCAUGAAUUGCCAAGUAAGCUUUGCUCCAAAAGAAGGCUCGAAGGCUAGCUUCAAUCACAAAAAGGAAAUCUCAGGAUCAGAAGGGAGUAGCCUUAAAGAGGAGGAAUCGAACAGCAAAUUAGAAGACUCAUCUGAGCGAACAGAGGAAAGGAAGGAUUACCAGAAAGGAAAAUGGACGUCUUACGAGCAUUUGAUAUUCUUAGCCUGUGUCAUCCACUAUGGAAGGGACUGGAAGAAAAUAGAGGAACAUGUCAAGACGAGGUCUGCCUCCCAAGCAAGGUCUCACGCCCAGAAGGUUCUUAAGAAGAUGGAUAGGAACGCAAUUAUGAGAGAAAUUAGACAGAUCAAAAGCCAAAUUAAUUUCGACCCAAAAAUUCAUCAAUGAGGCGAUCUAGUAGUUUUGAUAACUGAGGGAGAUAAGUGGAGAAACAUACCAGGUGUAAUGCCAUCUCGGUAUCUUAAAAAGAAGAGGGGAAGUAAUCAAGAGGCUUCAUGCCCGGAAAAGCAAGUAGAGCUAAAAAUUUUAAAAUAAUUCUCAAAAAGAUUUAGAGCAAGAGAAUUCAGAAAUUAGGAGAGUAAAUUUUAAUUCUAUCACUUCUGACUCGAAAGGCAAUUCUAAAAAUGAAAAAAACUCUCCUCAAAAGCAGCCAUUUCGCCAGACAUCUAUCCAAACAAGAGGAAAUUCACUAUCAGAAGCUUUUAAAAGUUCUGAGAUAAUUAAUACUCCUGAUCCAAAGCUGCUCAAAGCAGCUGGGACUCCUUCCACCUGAGUAAGUAGUCAGGCUUCUCCUAUGAACCCUGAACCAAAUACCACUCUCAGGAAAGAUGGCCUGAAAGGCUCAGCAGCUCCAAUUAGCAAAGCUCCUUCUCCAAAAUGCUUUAAGAACUUAAGUCCAAGCAUCAAGGAAUGUGGAACAAAUAGUAUGGCUGAAAAUACUUGCACAUCUGUUCGUAAAGCACCUAGUGAUGAAAUUUACUUUGAUUUCGACUUCCAACCGUUCCUUCGGAACGACAAGGUGGAUAUCGAAUUCGAGAACCUCAUAUCACUCAACAGUGUGCAGACAGGUCAUGAUGCAUUUAGCAGCAAUGAGUCCAUGCUGACAACCCAAUGGUUGCUAGGAGACUCAAUGAUGCCUUUAUCAGCCCUUUACUAGA
Messenger RNA from Moneuplotes crassus, 1165 nucleotides. Lineage: Eukaryota; Ciliophora; Spirotrichea; Euplotida; Euplotidae. The record is from the annotation of a GenBank genome assembly.